Messenger RNA from Acanthamoeba castellanii str. Neff, 5211 nucleotides. RefSeq names its product SNF2 family Nterminal domain containing protein. The record is from RefSeq and is a predicted model, not a curated record. Bases 1 to 5211 code for a protein of 1736 amino acids. NCBI's taxonomy places the organism in Eukaryota, Discosea, Longamoebia, Acanthamoebidae. The transcript has 16 exons. Gene Ontology annotation, molecular function: ATP binding; metal ion binding; ATP-dependent chromatin remodeler activity.
AUGGCCGAGGUGGAGGAUGAGGACGACAUUUUGCGGCCCAUCCCCGGCAUAUCGCUCAGCGACACUCCACCAGUUACUACGGCAGCUCGAUUUUGCAAGCAAGCCGCGACAAGAUCGCACGAUUCACGAGCGAUGGUGACGGCUGCCGCGAAGCCGAGCAGGCGGCUCCCCGUAGAAGAGGAGAGCACACAAGAGGAUGAAGACUUCGAGGCCGAUACCGAGCCCUACUUCGCACUUGACCCUGAAUCCCGUCCGCACGCGAAUCGCGAUGAACGCGGGUCGCAAGCCGCCACCCUCCCCUACUCCCAUGUGGAAGAAAAGGAGCCAAUCAUCUCCGCCUCGCGAGCCUCAAGAAUCGGGCACCUAGUGGCCGCCAAGGUGGUACCAUCAGGCCAUCUCGCAUCGCGAAUGAUGCGCGAGAAGGAGAACCGGCACGACUUCCCCAACUCGCCCGCUGUAGAGACGCAACCCUACGUGCUCGUGAAAGCCACGCCCACUCCCUCCCUUCCCCAUCGCAAGUUUGCAGCUGCGGCAGCCUUCAGCAUCGCCACCGGCGCUACGCGCAGCAGCAAGCCGGUCGCCGCCUCCUCCAGCUCGGCUUCAACCACGACCGGCGCUACCGUCAGACGGGGCUUGCGCCUGCUCGACUCGCCCUACAAGAAUGAAGCGAAGAGCACCAACGCUGUUCGGGCAACUGCGGCAUCCACUUCGUCUUCGUCGUCUUCAGCGUCGGUGCACCGACCGAAACCAACUCCUCCGAGCCACCAGCAGCCGCCUCUGGCCAGAGGUUCUCCGCAGCUCCACGCCCAUGACCACCAGGCGGCACCACCGGCUGGGCAGCAGCAUCACCUCCUGGCGCUGCCGUCGCCAGUUCCCUCGUCGCCCGGCUCACCAUCACGCCACUUCCGCCACUCGCCCGGCUCGCCGUCGCCGUUGCCGUCGCCGUCACUCAGCCCGACCUCGCCGUCGUCUCGCUCGCAGUCGCCCAGCAUCUCGCCCUCGGCCUCGCCAUCGCGCUGCGGCUUCCGCCUCUUUCCCUUCGGCGGCGUGGUGGACCACCAUCAUGACCACGGGCUCGAGCGAGAAAAAACAGAGAAUGCCGGAAACGCACGCAAGCGCAAGAGCGUGGACGGCGUGCCAACGUCCGCGGGCGAUGCCGUCAAGCGGGCCAUGCGACAACAACAAGACGAACCGAAAGAGGAGGGGAUGGAUCAAGACCUGAGCCACAUCUCCGUCUCCAUCUGCUCGCCUGCACCUGCGCCUUCGCCGACGCCGACGACGCUCUCGACUUCCUCUCUAUUACCCAGAGCGGGAGGAGCUGGGACUCCCUCCCUGCAGCAGCAGUUCACGUCGUUCCACUCGCCAUUCAUCUCACCCACGCAGCAGCUGGACUCGGCCCCGCCGUCGCCUCAGCCGGUCUCGCCCUUCGUUACCGAUCAUCACGACGCCACGAGAAAGCGCAGCCAUCUCGGGUCGUCGGCGCCCCAGACCUCGCCUUCGCCGGCAGAUUUGAUUCUUUCACAACCGGACCACGCGCCAGCGGCGGCGAAGAGGUCGCGCCUGGCGCUGGACACGAGGAAGCGGCUUGACUUCUCGCACGGCGCUUGCGAAGACCAUCACUCUGAGAGCGCAGUGGCGCAGUCGUCGUCGUCUUCGUCUUCUUCUGCGUCGAGGCGAGGUCAGCCGACCACGCCGACAAAGCAGUCGAGCAUCAGCCGCUUCCUGGUGGCCAAGAAGCCACAGCAGCAAGGCUCGGUGCUGGGUCAGAUGAAAGAAGACGGCGCCAGGCAGCCCGCAGCGAGCAGGAAGCCCGUUGGCGGUAACAGCGUGCCAGCGCCGAAGAAGAGUGUCGGCGACAACAAUAAGGGGAAGGCUCCUCCCGCCAUCGACCUGCUGGACGACACGAUCGAAGUGGAUGACGACUUCGAGAUCGCCAAGCCGCGUUCGUCGACGACGACCAAGAGCACAACUACAACGACCACGACCACCACUUCCACGUCAUCGUCGUCAUUGUCUUCCAGAAGCGCCCCGUCAUCGGCGGCGUUCAUCUCGAAGGCGAGCAAGGCGAAGGCAAGGAGCCCGGUCCAUGGGCCGGGCUGGAUCCGGCGGAUCGCCGACGAGCGCAAGCCCGCCGCGGGCGGCCGCGAGGCCAAGCGAGCGCGGCCGCCCGUUCCCUUCCUGGAUCGGUCGGCCAAGUCGCAGUCGUCGCCGCCGGAGCUGGUCAACGCGCGCAAGACGCACCGGGUGCGCCCGCCCGAUAGACGGGCCGAGACGCAGAUCGACCUCAUUGACGACGACAACCGCGACAGCGGCAGCGAGCGCGGCGAAAGCGAAGCGCAGGCUGGUGACGACGACGACGAGGAGGAGGAGGAGGACAUCGACUCGUCGUGGGACGAGGAGAAUUCGGCCGCCCUGUUCCUCGAGAAGGAUCUGAUAGGCGAUCGCCGCAUCAAGAACCGGGUCAAGAAGUCAAUGAAGGAGCUGAAGCCUCUGCCGCCGCGGAACUCGUCGUCGUCCUCCCUGUCGGCCGCGAGAAAGUUCCAGACCUCCAAGUCGAUGAGCGACAUCAUCACCAGCACCACUGCCCAGGCCACCGCCGGUGCCGCUGCCGGUCGGUCGUACGGCGUCAUGUCGUCGUCGGCCUCGUCAGCGAGCCUCUUCUCCACCUUCUCCCGCCCCACAUCGCUCAUCACCACGGGCAAGCGCAAGUCCGCGUCCGAGGACAGUCAAAGUGGUGGCGAGACGGCCUCGGACGAAGGCGUGAUCGGCGACCUGUACACGUCGAUCCAGGUCAACGCCGACCUGGACGCCGAGGCGGACCAGCCCGCGCUGCUCAAGGUCUCCCUGCUCAAGUACCAGCGGCAGGGCCUGGCGUGGAUGGCCGACAAGGAGGACGACCGCCGCGCGGCCAAGGGCGGCAUCCUGGCCGAUGCCAUGGGCCUCGGCAAGACCAUCCAAAUGCUGUCGCUGAUUCUGCACAAUGCGGCCAAGCCCGGUGCGGCGUGCAAGACCACCCUCAUCGUGUGUCCGCUGUCGAUGCUCGACCAGUGGCUUGACGAGAUCCGCAAUCGAGUCAAGGGCAGCCAGCUCCAGGUGAACGUGUACUACGGAAACAGCCGCAUCAAGGACGCCAGCUGGCUCAAGAAGUGUGAUGUUGUUUUGACCACCUACGGCACGCUCGCAGCCGAGUUCGUCACGCGGGGUAAGGGCAAAAACGCGCGUGCGUCCUUGUCGCGUCCGCUGGGCUGCCUGGAGAGCGUGCCCUGGUAUCGAAUUGUGCUGGACGAAGCCCACCUGAUCAAGAACGCGGGCACGCGCACCUGCAAGGCCGUGUGCUCGAUGCAGGCCGACAGACGGUGGUGCCUCACCGGCACGCCUAUCCAGAACAGCCUCGAAGAUGUGUACAGUCUGCUCCAUUUCCUUCGGGUGGAGAAUUUCAACGACCCCUGGUGGUGGAACCUCAUGAUCAUUAAGCCCAUCCGUCGCAACGACUCGACUGGAUUCGUGCGAUUGCAAAACGUGCUGCAAACGGUCCUUCUGCGGCGAACGCGAGAGCACAAGAUAGACGGCCAACCCAUCGUGUCGCUGCCUCCCUGCAAGAUCGUGCAGAAGGAAAUCGAGUUCUCGCCGAUGGAGCGGCAGUUCUAUGACACCCUCUUCAAGAACGCGCAGUCCGUGUUCAACGACUAUCUGGAAAACGGCACUGUGCUCAAUCACUAUGUACACAUAUUGGAACUGCUGCUGCGCUUGCGACAGUGCUGCAACCACUACUUCAUCGUGCUGAUGUGCCUCACGAUGCCGGCCCUGCGCACCAAGCGACCAACGCUGGAGGGGCUCAAGGACGAGUAUCGUCGAAUCAUGCGCCUGCUCGAGCUCAAGAAGGCCGGCAAGCAAAACAGCCAAGACGACGGGCACGCGGAGGAGGAGAGCACUCAACCCCUGGACGACGCUGGCGAUGUUGCCGGUGAUGCUGACGAUGAUGGCGGUAUGCAUACGCCAACGCGGAAGCGGCAAUCGUCGUCGGGGACGGCCGCCACGGUCAGUCUCACGCCUACACGACGGAACGGGGCGUUUGACCUGCCCGUGCCGCUGCUUGCCGAUAUGCUCACGCCAGCGGGGGCCACUCGUCGCGCCGGCGGCAGCUCGGCAGCAGCCGGCGACGCGCCCGACGGGCAAGCGCAGAUCUGUCCUAUCUGUUUCAACGGGCUCGAGGACAAUGUGGCGGUGGCGCCUUGCGGGCAUCAGUUCUGCCGCGAGUGUAUUGACGACUACUGGGAGAACGAGUACGCGGGCGAAAACUUGGGCCAAUGCCCCGUGCAGAGCUGCCGACACCGGUUCUCCAUCAACAAGCUGCAGGCCGUCGUGGCCAACGGAGGUUCUACCGACUCCUCGACACGCCGCAGGCUCGACGCCCAACAGCGGUCGACGUCGACGCGAAGCAGCGGCGCCGCGAAGGCCAAGGCGACGGCGGCGAAGGCGAAAGCGAAGACGAAGCGGCGCCAGGGCAUGGAACUCGAGUUCGCCGGGCUCGGGCGGACCAAGACCGAGAGCCAGGAAUGCGAAAUAGGCAGCGGCGGAGGUGAUGCCGACGAAGGGAGCGCUUACGAUGACGAGAGCGAGGAGGCGUCCGUCGCAAACACGGUGGACGGCAGCGACAUCGGGCACACGUUCAUGCAGAGCUCCAAGGUGAGCGCGCUCAUGGAGGAGGUGCGGCGGAUGCGCCAGGAGGACCCCACCAGCAAGUGUCUGAUCUUCAGCCAGUUCACCAUGUGUCUCGACCUCAUCGAGCUGUCGCUCCACACCGAGAACGUUGACUACACGCGGCUCGACGGGAGCAUGACCAAGGCGCAGCGUGUGUCGGAGAUCGCACGGUUCAAGGCCGACUCGAGCGUGGCCGUGUUCCUGAUCUCGCUGAAGACUGGCAACUGCGGCCUCAACCUCACCCACGCCUCACAUAUCUUCCUCAUGGACCCCUGGUGGAAUCCGUCGGCGGAGCAGCAGGCCAUCGACCGAGCGCACCGUCUCGGACAGGAAAGGCCGGUCACGGUCAUCCGCUUCAUCAUCAGGGACUCGAUCGAGGAGCGCAUCCUCGACCUCCAGGACAAGAAGCGCAAGAUCGCCCAGGGCGCCUUCGCCGGCGGUGCGUCGGACGUGGGCCAGCAGUCGCGCGGCCUCGCCCUCAGCGAACUGCGACAACUCUUCGAGCCGUAG